Messenger RNA from Spodoptera exigua (beet armyworm), 1254 nucleotides. The record is from the annotation of a GenBank genome assembly. NCBI's taxonomy places the organism in Eukaryota, Metazoa, Arthropoda, Insecta, Lepidoptera, Noctuidae.
AUGAAAUGGGCCCAGAAGCAGGUGGAACCGCGUGCUUUUAAACCUCCACAUGUCCAUUUGAAGGAGACAAAUGACGAAAGAAGGUUGCUUAUAAAAAAAGUAGAACAAAUAUUGGACGACAUUAACAAACGAGCAGAAAGUGGAGAUACACCGAAACUUGUGAUUCGGAAUCAGAAGUUAUGGAGCAAUUGUGUUUAUGAUUUAGACAGAGAGUUGUUCUACCAGAACGUCAUGAGGCUUCGUAACCAGUGUAAUUUGGACCUGGCAGUGAGGGAUGUGUGCUGCUUGCUUGAGACUCCGCCCUGGACUCUUGGUAUAGUGGCCACGGCUAAAGGUCUCAUCGCUGGACCCCUUACAUUACAUCUCAGAGACGGCAGCGUAGUUGAUUGUAUGGCACCUGGGGGCGUACUAAUACCACAAGACAUCGUGGGGAUCAAAGAAAUACAGUCCACAGCUAAAUACAUUCUGGUGGUGGAAAAAGAUGCCAUAUUUCAAAAACUGCUGGACGAAGGAGCAUUGCUUCGAUUGGGACCCGUAAUCAUUAUAACGAGCCAAUCCCACCUCUCAUCAUCUUUAGCCUGUAGUUCCCUUGUAAUGUUGGGAGCUCGGCACAGUGACGUAAUGACCUUGGCUCCUACCGAAGCUAGGCUGCCACUUACUGAUUUGGACAAGAGGAAAAUUACGAACCUACUUAAAAGACCGUAUUUAAAUAAUAGUCAAGCUGCCAUGGAAAAUAAUGGCGAACAACCUAACGAUAAGAAGUUGGUCAAUAAAGCGAGAUCUUGCAAUAACGCGUCGCCUACAAAACUUAAGGGUGAGCCAGCAAAAUGGAAGUCAUUUAACGUGAACGAAGCGGUGAGGUCUUUAGAUUUGGCGUUGGGUAGGCUGAAGAAGAGCAAGCUGGUGAACGGUGACUUUGCGUCGAGCCGGGGAAUGAAUCCGGCGGCGCAGGGCGCCUCCGACAUGUUCAUGGACAUAUGCACCAGCUCCACAUUCCGUUCCGUUCCGGGCACGGAGAACGCAUCGCUGAUGUCCAUGAACUUCUCGCACUACGAGCUGAUGCGCAACGUGUCGCGCUGCAACUGCAACUCGGACGAAGCGUUCAGUGACACGACGUGCAGCUCGCGCCUCAGCCCCGCCGACCUCAACUUGAAGGACGAGCACCUCGAGCGCUACUUCCGCUCCGUCGAGAUGUGGUCCCACAACUACCGCAACGCUGGCAGCAGCAUGAAUCUAGACUUAUCAGAUAAGUAG